This is a messenger RNA of Astyanax mexicanus (Mexican tetra), 4414 nucleotides long. RefSeq names its product zinc finger CCCH-type containing 18 (gene zc3h18). The record is from RefSeq and is a predicted model, not a curated record. Gene Ontology annotation, molecular function: metal ion binding. Bases 143 to 3649 code for a protein of 1168 amino acids. Lineage: Eukaryota; Metazoa; Chordata; Actinopteri; Characiformes; Acestrorhamphidae. The transcript is spliced from 19 exons.
GGCGGAGCGACGCCUCCUCCUCAUUGGCAAAUAGGCGAAGCUAAGCUACGCUAGCCAGCUGUAGUCGGCGAGCUAGAAAAUUGUCCUUUCGCUCGACCAUCUCAUGAGUCUCUUGCCGUUAUUCCGAGCAGAUUGAGUGCUGAUGGACACCCCUGAGAGCCCCACACAGUCUCCACAGUCUCCAGAGGAGGAGGAGAAAGGUCUGUCAGACAGUGAGCUGCUGGAAUCUCCAGAGUCCCCUACUGAGGGGAACAAUGAAGUGUCUGACAGUGAGUUACUAAACGAUGAGGAAGGAGGAGGAGGAGGGGGAGAGUCAGACAUUGAUGAUGAAGACAAGGUUGAUUUGGGUGGGAGAGCUCCAGGAGAAAUAUCUGACCAAGACGAUGACAAGGUAGACGGGAUCGCGGGGAAAGAUGUACACCAGCAGGAGAAGUCAGGAACCAUUCUGAAAGGUGGGCAACACAUGAGCAGAUCUCCAGAGCGGGAAGAAGAAGAGGAGAUCUUGGAAACCCCUAGGUCACCAGACCCUGAAUCACCAGAGCCCGUACAUCAACAACCCUUCACCCUUGCUGAAGAAGAGCGUGGGGAAGCCAGCCAAGAAGAAGAAGAGGAGGGAGAGAAGACCACUGGCUUAGGCAUGAGUCGUCCAGAGUUGGAGGAGGAGGAUGAAGAGGAAAGGACACAAAGGAGGGUAAUGGCAGUCAGUGAUCUAAAAGAUGAAAACUCUUCUGUCUCCAGAGAGCUGGAUGAGCAUGAGCUGGACUAUGAUGAAGAAGUGCCUGAGGAACCAAAUAUUGGUGUUCCAGAGGAGGAUGACAUGGAGAAGGGUCCUGGUGCUGAGGACGGUGAAGCGAAUGAGGAGGAAAAAGACAACAAAGAGGAGGGGAAGAGGAAAAGAAGUGAAAGGAACCCUAUCCUCCCCCCAGACCAGGGCAACUCUGAUCUUAAGAAAUCUGAAGAGACAAAAGGCCAAGAAAGAGGCAGGAGGGAUUCCUUUCGUGAUAAAAAGAAAGAUGAAGAUGAUGGCGAGAUUGAUGAAGGAGAAAUUGAUGAUGAUGAUUUGGAAGAGGGAGAGGUCAAAGACCCCAUGGAUCGGAAGAUCAGACCUAGACCUAUCUGCAGGUUCUUUAUGAAAGGUAAUUGCACCUGGGGAAUGAUCUGUAGGUUUAUCCACCCUGGAGUGAAUGAUAAAGGCAACUACUCCCUCAUCUCCAAGCCAGACCCCUUCUCUGCAAAUGGAGCUCCUCCUGGAGGAGGAGGAGGAGGAGGAGCAGCAGCAGGAGGAGCAGCAGCAGGGGCAGGGGGCGCUGGAGGAGGCCCUCUCCCACUAAUGCCCUCAAACCCCUGGGGGGGUCCUGCCAUAGAGGAACUGCCACCUCCGCCCCUUCCUGCGGAGCCUCCAGUAGAGAGUGCUUGGGAGAGGGGCCUUAGACAUGCCAAAGAGGUUUUGAAGAAAGCUACAAUCCGCAAAGAACAGGAGCCUGACUUUGAAGAAAAGCGCUUCAACGUCACCAUUGGUGAAGAUGAGCGGGAAUUUGACAAAGAAAACGAGUUCUUCAGGGAUCGAGGCUAUCGCAUCACAAGGGAAAUUAGAGAUCCUGGUGAAAUUGAAUUCAGAGACCCUUUGUAUAGUGACCCAUAUGCUGAUCCUUAUUACGACUAUGAAAUGGAAGCCUUGUGGAGAGGGGGCCAGUAUGAGAACUUCAGGGUUCAGUAUACAGAGACCCCUCUGCCGUACCACUACAGCGAUCGAGAGCGUGAGCGAGACCCCCAUGAACGCCAUCGUGAAAGGGAGCGCGAGCGAGAAAGAGACCACCGCGAGCGAGAGCGCAGGCAGAGGGAGCGCGAGAGGGAAAGAGAACGUGAACGAGAGAAAGAGAGACAGCGCAGGAAGGAGGAGUGGGAGCGGGACCGGCUAAAACGAGAUGAAAAAGAAGGGCGACCUAGAGAGCGGCCGCUGCGAGAGCCACGGGAGAAAAAAGAAGAAAAGGACAAGCCUCUUAAAUCACGUUCACCCACUAAUAUGCCCCCCAGGGGGACAAUGGAGCCUCAGCCCAAAAAGGAGAUGGCCCCAAUGGUGAAACGACCAGAUGAGUGGAAGGAUCCCUGGCGGAGGUCCAAGUCCCCCAGACGACGGGCUGGGCUUAUGGGGUCUCCUCCCCGUGGACGCAGGCGACACCGGCCCUCCGGCUCCUCCGUGUCACUCUCUAACUCGUCUCGGUCUUCAUCACGGUCUUCUUCAUACACAGGCUCUGGUUCUUCGCGCUCAAGGUCAAGAUCUCGUUCCCGCUCGCGCUCCUCGUCGGUCAGCUCUUACUCCUCUCACUCCUCCCAACGCAGCUCUUUCACAGGAAGCCGAUCCAGGUCCAGAUCUUUCUCAUCAUCUCCCUCCCCCACACCCUCAGCUCAGAGGAAUGCCAACAAGAAUAAGGCAGAGCAGCCUCCAGGUCAUCUACUGAAGCCUGGUGUGCAGCCUCCUCCGCCUCCUCGCAGAGAUAAAGGGCCCCCCAAGAAGGUCCCCAGUCCCGCGCAGCCGGGCCAGCCAGGCAAACCCCCAAAACCAUUUGCAGAGGGAUCUAAACCCCCCAACAUCCGUGAGGGAGGCAGACCACCUCCACCCCGUGAACCAGGAAAACCCACCAAUGUGAGGGAGGGCCGCAAGAAAGAGCGCCAUCCUCACAAUCCUCGCAGGAGGACACUAAGUGGCAGUGUGAGUGGCAGUGGCAGCAGUUUUACUGGUACCAGUUCACGCUCCAGAUCUCGAUCAUCCUCUGCCUCUCUCUCUCGCUCCCGAACUGGAUCCCGUAAAUCCAGGUCUCUGUCAGUGAGCAGUGUGUCAUCAGUGUCGUCAGCUUCCUCCAGCAGCAGCUCAGUACGGAGCGCAGACUCUGAUGAUAUGUACGCUGACUUAGCCAGCCCUGUCUCCUCAGCCAGCUCUCACUCACCUACACCAGGCCAUGCACGCAAAGAGCGUGGGCCCCCUCGUGACCGCCCACCCCCACGUGAGCGGGAUCCUGACAAAGACAGAGGAAAAAUCCCAAAGAAAGACGAGACUUUUAAAGAGGAGAGGAAAAGGGUUGACCCCUCUGACCUUCCACCUAAAUCUGACCCUGGGGCGCCGAGGUCUGGCACUGGAAACCGGGGACACCCCAUGAAUGCACCACCUGCGGGUCCUCCAGGGGCUUAUGGAUCACAUAAAGACAUCAAACUCACUCUACUUAACAAGCAGCAGGCAGACAAAAGUAAUAGGAAGAGGUACUUCCCUGCAGACAAAGAGAGACCAACAUCCCCUGUCAGCAAGAGGAUAGCGUUGUCUCCUGAAAGAGGUCGUGACCGCAGGAUGCCCGGACGCCCACCACUCUCACCGAGAAUGGAUCGGCCUAGAGGCCAGGGACCACGGCCCAUGCCCACUCCAGGAGAGAGUAGGAAGCGUCCUCUGUCUCCGCCAUCUAAGUCUACUGGGAAAGGCCCUGCAGUCUCUACAGCCAAGCCCGCUGCUCCCGUCCCAGGCUCCGGUUCUGCUUCUGGCGCUGGAUCUGGCUCAGGAAAACCCAGCAGCACACUGUCCCGCCGCGAGGAGCUGCUGAAGCAGCUUAAGGCUGUGGAAGAUGCCAUUGCCCGCAAGAGAGCGAAGAUCCCUGGGAAAUAAACAAAAGGCCAGACCUCUCAUGGGUCACCCAAGAACACAGAGGGUACUCUGGACGUGGAUUUCACGUCAGAGGUAGAGAGGAGGUCUAGGUUUUAUAUUGCAGCACAGUAGUGGGGUGACAGUUGGACACAGCUCGUCUGUUUUUGCAACAAGAUGGAAUCUUUACUGUAGUGUCUCUAGGCAGAAGAACAAGUACACUUCUUUUUUUUUUUAUAUAUAUAAAGCUUUCUCUCUUUUGCUUCAAUUUUUCUUCUCUGCCCACUUGCCAUUAUUUCAUUCAUAGCCUGUAUUUUGCUCUGCCAUUCUGACAUGAGGCUACAGAUCACUCUACGUUUUGACCAUCCUGGACUCAUAGGUAGAAACUGCUCUACUCGGACCUCAGCUUUACUGUGGUCCAUUCUCGCCCAGUGAGCUCUUUGUCGAGUUCUGUAUGUUCAGCAUUUCCUGACUGUGUCUCGCCAUGUACAAAUAUUGUUAACCUGAUGACAAAAACCACCUGUCUCUCAAAGUGUAUGAAUCUCGAGAACAAAUGAAACUGAUGUGAAGUAUUGCUUUUAUAAUAUCUGCAUUUAUUUUUUUUGUUUUGUUUUGUUUUGUUUUUUUGGCUCCCCUAGCUCUUCACCUUAAAUAAUGUAUUUUAUUUUGUCCCUCAUUUUUAGUUGAGUGUGAGAGGCUGUCGUUGGGACACUCAGCGAUAAGGAAGAAUUCCGUCUCGCUUUUUGUGACAGAAAAGCUUCUAAAUAAACUAUUUUGAUAAAGAGAUAA